Messenger RNA from Drosophila takahashii, 3244 nucleotides. RefSeq lists its product as uncharacterized. NCBI's taxonomy places the organism in Eukaryota, Metazoa, Arthropoda, Insecta, Diptera, Drosophilidae. The record is from RefSeq and is a predicted model, not a curated record.
ACACAAAAAAAAUAGAAUUCAAGGUAUUGAAAUUCCACUCACGAAAAGUAAGAAAUGCCCUCCGCAAAGGAGAAGCGUUUGCGGAAGGAAAGAAUCCUGGAGUUUAUCCGGGAAAACAGAGAGCUUAGGCCCAUCAACUCCACGACGGUACUUCAGUCCCCUGUGCCAACAAAGGAUGACUCUUUGCGACAGAAGAAACGAGUCACAUUUACCCAUGGAAAGAAGCAGCGAAGCAUUGGCGAAUUGCCCAUGGUCAGGGAAAAUAUCGGACAGGGCCUUACGUCUUGCUUAAUCACCAAGCCCUCAAAUACCAGACUAACGAGUGGCGGCAACGACCCAGUCGAGAGAGUUGUGGAGAACCAGUCUCGAGCAGACAACAAAGGCCAUUCUAAGUCAUCAUGCACGCGGAGACCAGAUUCCCGAUUAACUGCAGGUGCCAACAAUCCAGCGGUGCGAAAUGUUGGCAAAUUACCUCGAACCGACAGCGAAUGUCGAUUCAAGGAGCCAGGCAUCUUCUUUUUGCAAAAAUUUCACUCUGACUAUGCCACUCAAGAAGUCAAGCUGAACUCGAAGCCUUUGAGAAAGGAGCUGAAAAACAAAUGUGACUACUUUCCAAAGUUUGUGGACAAUCGACCUUUCAAGGAUGAGGCUACACAAACCCUUUACAGGGAGUCUUCGGCGCAGACCUUGGCCUUUUUACCAGAAAUUUUAAGCCAAGACAAAUCCGAAACUCUUGAAUUGUUCACCUUGGCCAAAUUGCUGCCGGGCAACAAGGCACCAGGAUUGCAUGAAGUGGAAUUUCUAGAGCGAGCUCGCAAGCGUUGGGACUUCGGUAAGGCUCUGAAGGAGAACUUUAAAAGACUUCUUCGGGAGGCCAGAAAGGUGUCGAUAAAAACCCAGUACAAGGAGAUUUUGGAGGCCUUCGAGUGGGAGCAGUGGGUCCAGCGAGAGGAGGACAUACAGGAGUGCCAGAUGAUGCGUCUCCAGAUCGUGAUCAAGAUGUUCGAGAAGAGGGAGAAGGAAAUGCACGCCGCCUCCAAAGCUCGCAUUGAGAAAUCCUUCGAACGCAUCGAGAAACGUCGUCAGGCGGGUCUGCGCAAGAAUGAAGUUGAGUACCAGCGGGGAAUGCGCCGCAUAAAUAUCCAGUUGGCCAAAACAGCUCGAAAGUGGGAAAAACAGAGUCCCAUGCAAGCCCUCGGAUCCCCAUGCUCCGAGUUCUAUGGUCCCCUGAUAAGACAUGGUGUUGAUCCGGCACGACGAUGCUUUGAGUCCACCACUGGACGCAGGGCGUUCGACAUGCGGAUCGACGAUCUGGAGAAGCGGGUCAAUAUGCGUAAUGUUCAGUGUCCCUUCAGCAAGCUCAAGGAAUGGUCCAAGCCCAAGGAGUACGACAGAGAGUAUGAGCGAAACUUCUGCAAUGAUGGCAAUCUACAGAGGCUCUACGAGUCCUUAAAGAGCUUACGAACGCAGGCAGACGCGGUUAAGGAACCACCUAAUUGCCUGAAAACACGUAUACGUAGAGAGCGUCGAACGCCCAGUACGAGUUCAAGCGAUUCCUUCCGGCCCUACUAUCAGGCUAGAAAGUCUCGUUUUAUCGACUUCCCAGAUUCGCACCGUGGUACCGAAAAGACAAGCGUUAAGGCUACACCGCAAAGAGUUGAGAAGCCAGUGAGGGCCUCAGUGAUAGGGCGAGAAGACCUGGAGAAUCUGAUAGGGUCAUACGAAGGCAGCUAUAUUGGGACCAUCAUGCAGUUCCUGGCCGAUGAAAUGCAUCGACUGAAGGAGCAGCGCAAGCUGCACUUCUUCUGCAUUUUGGCCCAAAAGGAACGCUGGCGACGUGAGGCAGCCGAGGCGGGUCUGAGACAGAAGGAGAACACGAUAAGACUGCUCUACGAGGAGAUGUUCCAACAUACCAAUGCAGUUCACAGUGACACGGCACACAAAUAUGCCGACACCAUACUGACCACCGAUGUGGGGCACAUUGUAGAGGACGAGACCAUCGAAACUGUUACUGAGUUGGCAAGGCAAAUCGAUUUGGACAUAGAGCGAUGGCUGGAGUCCUUCAAGUUGAUACAGAAUCCGCUCAAUUUCACUCCACUUCGACUGAUGCUGCAGGACAUGGUCUCUCCGGAUUUGGGAGCUGUGCUCCGGCGCUAUGAGACCUCUAUGAUUGCCCAGUACAUAGUGGAGGAUGUGAUCUUUGGCAAAGUCUGGCACGAACUGGAGCCUUUCGAUGUGGCCAGUACUCUGACCAGCGAUCUUAUCGAUCGCCUGAUCGACAACGAUCUAUUUUUGUUCUCAUCGGACAGCGAUAGCGAUAGUCCCCAGAAGGAAUCCUGGAAUGAGUCCCAUGCCAUAAUAAGAAAACUCAUUCGCCAAGCGGUUCCCGGAAGACGCUGGAAAGAGGAGGACGAGAGGAUUGUCACCGAAACCUUUAACAGCCUGUUCGACGAUGUGUUCUCCGAAAUCCUAUUCGGCAUCGAAAAUCCGGCUAGAGUUUUGCCAUCCGAACUUAUCCAGCUGUGUGCAAGUAAAUCAUAUGCUGUCUUUGCGCACGAGAUUCCAACGAGGAUGCCAUCGUCGGACGAGUCCUCCCAAUCAGAUUCGCUGAAACAUACGCAUCUUUUACGAAUGCAAUUUCUAUCCCUCAUUAAAAAAUUUAAAGAAGACAAGAUUACCAAGGAACUGAAGGCCGAAGAGAAAUUACCAAUGAAUGAAUAUGACGAUGAGUUAUUUGACAACUAUAUUCGAAGCGAAGUACUUCAAAAAUCUGAUGUCUUGGGAACUGCAUCUCCAGUAGCACAUCCUGAGUUAUUCAGCAUCAGAAGUACUGUCAAUAUUUCCGAGUACGAAAAUAAUCUAAAUGACCUGCGGGGUUCUAGGUUGAUGCUGGAUAGCUCUUCAAAAGAAGAAGCAAUUGCCUCUGAAAGUAGCUACGAGAUAAAACAUGUUAGCGUUUCUGAACAAGAGGUAGAUCGUGAGGAAUUGCAAAAUGAAGAAAUUGAAGUUGAACAGGAAGAUUUAGAACAAAAAGAUGAAUCAGACAAGUCUGUGAAAGAAAUAGAUAGCUCAACAACCAUUUAUGACGAGGAAUUUGAGGAAGAGCAUACCGAUGUGGGUGAAGAGAUUGUGGUUUAUUACCCCAAGGAUUCACAGGUCUUCAAAUUCAGAUAACUUCUGAAAUUCGAUUCUUCGGUAACGGUACCUUUCGUUACUUUCAUACGCAUACAUUUAUGAAAUUUAU